AUGGUCACAGCGUCCGGCAGCUCUGCACCGGUGCUCAGCUCGGCAGCAUCAUCCAACUCUGCUCCCGCGCCCAGCUCAACAACAUCCCCGAACGACCGCUACCUCGCCUACUGCGGCGACGGUUCCACAUCAGCCGGCUGGCCCUCAACAUCCGAAUGGCAAUCAUUCGACUACCUCUUCACCUCCAACACCCCAAGCAUGAAAAUCGCCUGCGACACCUGGGGCGUCCCCAAUGACUCCCCCCGCGAAAUCGCCUCCUUACGCUCCGCCAUCCUCUCCGUCGCCAACCUCACCAGCAUCGACGCCCGCUUCAUCCUCGCCAUCAUCAUGCAAGAGUCCUCCGGCUGCGUGCGCGUCAUCACCACGGCGUGGAGCCACACGAACCCGGGGUUGAUGCAAUCCUUCAACGGCACGGGGACGUGUAACCUCAAUAGCGCCAACAUCAACAUCCCCGGCGUCGACGCCUCGGGAAAGAUCUGGACGCCCUGUCCAGCGGAGCGUAUCGAGCAGCAAGUUCUCGACGGAACGAACGGCACGAUCUGGGGUCCGGGACUACGGCAGGAUUUCGAGAUCGCGAAUGCCAAUGCGACGGACGAAGCGCAGGCGUACUACCGCACGGCGAGGAUUUAUAAUGGCGGGAGGUUCGUGGCGAGUGAUCUCAGUCAGCCGUGCUGCACGACGUCGUAUGUGAGCGAUAUUGCGAAUAGGCUUAUGGGGUGGGUUCAUGCUCCGAGGGAGUUCGUUUGUGGCUAG
Messenger RNA from Saxophila tyrrhenica, 753 nucleotides. RefSeq lists its product as uncharacterized. The record is from RefSeq and is a predicted model, not a curated record. The transcript is spliced from 2 exons. Bases 1 to 753 code for a protein of 250 amino acids. NCBI's taxonomy places the organism in Eukaryota, Fungi, Ascomycota, Dothideomycetes, Mycosphaerellales, Extremaceae.